This is a messenger RNA of Phodopus roborovskii (desert hamster), 3146 nucleotides long. RefSeq names its product phosphatidylinositol glycan anchor biosynthesis class N (gene Pign). NCBI's taxonomy places the organism in Eukaryota, Metazoa, Chordata, Mammalia, Rodentia, Cricetidae. The record is from RefSeq and is a predicted model, not a curated record. Gene Ontology annotation, cellular component: endoplasmic reticulum membrane. The transcript has 29 exons. The coding region runs from base 102 to 2897 and encodes 931 amino acids. Gene Ontology annotation, biological process: GPI anchor biosynthetic process. Gene Ontology annotation, molecular function: mannose-ethanolamine phosphotransferase activity.
UAGGAAGAGAAUAAGAUGUGUCUGUAGUUCUGACCUUUUGUAUUUUUCACCUCAAGGUCAUUAUAUGUACCUAACACUGCUUCAAAUAGCUCACUGUGGAUAUGCUGCUGUUCUUUGCUUUGGGAUUGCUUGUACAUUUUGUGUUCUUCGCCUCCAUCUUUGAUAUUUAUUUUACAUCUCCUUUGGUUCAUGGAAUGACUCCUCAGUUUAUACCAUCACCCCCUCCAGCAAAAAGAUUAGUCUUAUUUGUUGCUGAUGGCCUGAGAGCAGAUGCUGUUUAUGAAUUAGAUGAAGAUGGAAACUCCAGAGCCCCUUUUAUUAGGAAUAUUAUAAUGCAUGAAGGCAGCUGGGGAAUAUCUCACACACGUGUGCCAACAGAAUCUCGGCCUGGCCAUGUAGCCCUAAUAGCUGGGUUUUAUGAGGAUGUCAGUGCAGUUGCCAAAGGAUGGAAAGAAAACCCUGUCGAAUUUGACUCCCUUUUUAAUGAGAGCAAAUACACAUGGAGCUGGGGAAGUCCAGACAUCUUGCCUAUGUUUGCCAAAGGUGCCAGUGGUGACCAUGUUUAUACCUAUAGUUAUGAUGCCCAAAGAGAGGAUUUUGGUGCACAUGAUGCCACUAAACUGGAUACCUGGGUUUUUGAUAACGUUAAGGACUUCUUUAACGCUGCAAGGAACAACCGGUCUCUGUUCUCAAAAGUGAAUGAAGAAAAAAUUGUUUUUUUCUUACAUUUAUUAGGAAUAGAUACAAAUGGACAUGCUCACCGACCAUCAUCAAGGGAAUAUAAGGACAAUAUUAAAAAAGUUGAUGAUGGAGUAAAGGAAAUUGUGUCAAUAUUCAAGCAUUUUUAUGGUGAUGAUGGGAAAACAGCAUUUAUCUUUACCUCUGACCAUGGAAUGACAGACUGGGGUUCCCAUGGGGCUGGCCAUCCUUCAGAGACUUUGACUCCUUUAGUCACCUGGGGAGCCGGAAUCAAGUUUCCUGAGAGAGUAUCAGCUCAGCAACCUGAUGACGAAUUUUUAAAAGAAUGGAAAUUGGAAAACUGGAAGAGGCGAGAUGUCGAUCAGGCUGAUAUUGCACCACUGAUGGCGUCUCUUAUUGGAGUUCCCUUCCCUCUUAAUUCGGUGGGAAUACUUCCUGUGGAUUAUCUUAACAACACUGGUCUCUUCAAAGCAGAGAGCAUGCUUACCAAUGCAGUACAGAUUCUCGAGCAGUUCAAGGUGAAGAUGACUCAGAAAAAAGAAGUUACUUUACCAUUUUUGUUUACACCAUUUAAGUUGCUCUCUGAUUCUCAACAGUUGGAUGCUUUAAGAAAAGCAAGGUCUUACAUAAAACAAGAAAAAUUUGAUGAAGUGGUCUCCCUCUGUGAGGAACUGAUUGAUCUUGCAUUGAAAGGAUUGUCCUAUUAUCACACUUACGACAGAUUCUUUUUGGGCAUCAGUGUUGCAGUUGGUUUUGUAGGAUGGACAUCUUAUGCUUCUUUGUUAAUCCUCAAGUCUCAUUCUAAUCUCACAAGAAGUGCUGGGAAGGAAGCUAAGAAGCCACACCAUCUCUUGGCGUGUAGCUUUGUCGCUGUUGGUGUUUUAGUGGCAUGCUUCCUGCUGAUCCAAGUCUGUCCCUGGACUUACUACGUGUAUUGCUUGCUGCCAGUGCCGAUAUGGUAUGCAGUUCUAAGAGAACAUCAAGUUGUUCAAGACCUGGCUGAGUCACUGCUGACUUUUCCUCUGAGCCGGUUUGUUGUCUACUUACUCGUCUUUGUCUUGGGGAUUGAAGUGCUGGUGUUAAGUUUCUUCUACCGCUACAUGCUGACAGCCGGAUUGAUUGUGUUUGCCGGUUGGCCAUUUGUCACUCAGCUGUGGACCCGAGCAAAGAUCACCUGCCUGAGUUGGGCUCUCUUCUCUUUGCUUCUGGCAGUGUUCCCACUGAUGCCUGUUGUGGGUAGAAAGCCAGAUCUCUCUCUAGUAAUGGGUGCGGGCUUGCUGGUUCUUCUGCUGUCCCUGGCUAUUGUAACAACUCUCACAAGAAGAAAAAUUACUUUGGCAAAGGAGGAGCUGCUGGUACUUCCAUUACAGAUGCUGAGUAUAGUGCUCUCUAUGUAUGUUGUGUACAGCACCCACCACAGUCUGCUCAAGAAAGAAGGCCUGCCUCUUAUGAAUCAGAUUGUGAGCUGGGCAACAUUGGCCUCUUCCUUGGUCAUGCCACUCCUGAGUUCCACAGCUCUCUUCCAGCGACUCUCCAGCAUACUUCUUUCCUUGAUGUCCACCUACUUGCUUCUAAGCACAGGGUAUGAAGCUCUCUUCCCGUUAGUGUUGUCCUGCUUGAUGUUUGUCUGGGUACACAUGGAACAAGAGACCCUGCAACAGCCUGGUGCUUCCUGUAGACAGAAGUUCACCAGCAUUCAGUUCACCUGUAAUACUGAUAUAGCUCAGUUGCGACUGCUUAAUCUGGAUGACAUCCGCAGGGCCUUUUUCCUUGUUUUCUUUUUAGUGACCGCAUUUUUUGGAACUGGAAAUAUAGCUUCUAUUAACAGCUUUGACCUUGCCUCCGUGUAUUGCUUUCUGACUGUGUUUAGUCCUUUCAUGAUGGGCGCUCUCAUGAUGUGGAAGAUUUUAAUUCCAUUUGUUCUUGUGAUGUGUGCAUUUGAAGCAGUUCAGAUAACUACACAGCUGUCAUCAAAAGGCCUUUUCCUCAUUGUUCUUGUCAUAUCAGACAUCAUGGCUUUGCAUUUUUUCUUCUUGGUCAAGGAUUCUGGCAGCUGGCUUGAUAUUGGAACCAGCAUCAGCCACUAUGUGAUUGUCAUGUCCAUGACCAUCUUUCUGGUAUUUCUUAAUGGCCUGGCACAACUGCUCACAACAAAGAAAUUCCAACUGUGUGGCAAACCCAAAAGCCAUCUCCUGUGAUAUUGGUGAAGCCAUCAGUCAGCAUCUGCAUCCUUAUUCUCCUUAAAGAAAUGUCCCAAGGAUUCAAGAAGAUGGAUAAGAGUGCUUAUUGCACAAGGCUGAAAACUUGAGCUCGAUCCCUGGAAUCCAUGGAGAAAGGAGGAAACAAACUCCCAGAAGUUGUUCUUUGGCCUCCAUGUGCAUGCUGUGUCUCACACACACACACACACACACACACACACUGCAUUAAUAAAAGAAGAUGGAUGCUAA